AUAUAUCGGUAGAAUGAUGUUCAGAGUCUCCAGUGAAACCAUGGCUUGUGAACCGAAGCGCGCCCGUUUGCUGUGCAUGCUGUUAUUAACGUUCAGUUUUUUCGUGGUCGAGGUGGUGGUGAGUCGGCUCACGGCGUCGCUCGCGAUGCUCUCGGACUCUUUCCACAUGUUGUCGGACGUGAUGGCGCUGAUUGUGGCGCUGGUGGCGGUGCGUUUUGCCGAGCGCACACAGUCCACCAACAAGAACACGUUCGGCUGGAUCCGUGCUGAGGUGAUGGGCGCCCUCGUCAACGCCGUGUUCCUGACCGCGCUUUGCUUCACUAUUGUACUCGAGGCCAUCGAGCGCUUCACCGAGCCGCACGAGAUCGAGAACCCGCUCGUGGUCAUCGCCGUCGGGGCCGCGGGGCUCGUGGUCAACCUGCUGGGGCUGUGUCUCUUUCACGGGCACGCGCACGCACACAGUCACGGCAAGUCGAAGCACAACAGGACGAACAUGAGCAAGACCGAGAUGUCCACUGAAUGUGGAUCCACCGGAGAGAAGACCAACAACGGCGUGAACUCAGACAGCAGAGGACCAGCUGAGCUCUCAGCCGUGCAGCUGAACAGCGACCUGGAGCGCGAGCCUGACCUUGACCUUGAGCACGAGUAUGACCUUGACCUUGAGCAUGGUUUGUCGUCGUCUUCCCAGCUGAACAUGCAUGGUGUUUUCCUUCAUGUUAUGGGUGACGCGCUUGGCUCUGUCAUUGUCGUGGUCAGCGCCAUCAUCUUCACCUCUGUGUGGCGUCCAUGUGAGCCAAACCUUCCCUGCAACAACAUGUGCUUUGCCAAAACACACUGCAGUGACCAAUAUCACCCUAACCACACACUGGGUUUUGGUGCUGCAGAACACAACAACACAAACACCAUGUCCAACAUAGCGGGGCCCUGCUGGGUGUUGUACCUGGAUCCGACUCUGUGCCUCAUCAUGGUCUGCAUUGUUCUGUACACAACAUACCCGCUCCUGAAGGAGUCUGCCCUCAUCCUGCUGCAGACUGUUCCCAAGCAGAUCGACGUGAGCCGCCUAAGCGCUCGCCUGCGCCAGAUUGAAGGUGUUCUGGCUGUGCACGAGCUCCACAUCUGGCAGCUUGCUGGAAGUCGAAUCAUUGCCACAGCACACAUCAAAUGCCAAAACCAUGCCUCCUACAUGAGCGUGGCAAAUCACGUGAAGGCCUUCUUUCAUGAUGAAGGCAUCCACGCCACCACCAUCCAGCCUGAGUAUGUCAUGGUGAGCUCCGAGUCACACGACUCGUUCUGUGAGCUCUCCUGCAGCACACAGUGUGCUGCUAAGGUCUGCUGUCAAAAUGGCAAACCAUCUGACAACAUAAACACAAAUACGGAUAGUGGGAGCGAAGCGGAACCGUCAGCAUUGACCAAUCUUUCAUGUAAACAAUAAAACAGAAUUCAUAUUUGUACACACCUCUUGAAAGAAGCUGGCCGUUUCACUCAGAGGCCACGUAAGAGAAACCAAAAGCAAGGGUCUUCAGCUUACCAUUACCUGAAUGAUAAAUGAAAGGAAAUAAUGGCAAAAGGGUUGUUUACUUCCACACACACCUUUCUGUAAUUGUUAAAUUGAAAACAUGAGUUACAUUGAGAAAAUGUCUGGUUAAUAUGGAACUUCUGGAUUUGUGCUUUUGAGUGACAAAAGGUUGACAACACUGGUGCUAGGAGAAGGAGCAUGGGAAAAGGCUUCAUUUUAUAAUUUAUUUAUUUGUUCUUAUUCAGUAACCACUUCAUCCUGGAUCCAGAACCUAAAGUGGUAUCGGUGCAUCCAUAGAGACAGACCUGAGACAAUAGUUAUGUGUCUUGCUUCAAACAUGAAGUGAAUCAACUGGGAAAAGAUUCACAAGAGAAAUUUCCUGAUCACUGUUCUGACAAAUGAAACAAAUCUGCUCUGUGUAUUUUGUGUCAUGGUCAUGCAAUGAAAAAAUGUGGUUAUAAUGGCAGUCAAUGGGGCCAAAAAGUUAAAAUCUAAUGCUGCACAAUAACGUGCAUGAAAGACAAUGUUGUUUGUAAUCUUUGAUUGUUUGUAUUUUUGUAAAAAGUUAAAAUUCUGGAUUUUUUCAAAUGUUUAGUAGUUUUGAUCAGAACAGGUUGAUUAACAGAUUUAUAUAUAAAAAAAAGAAAUAAAAUAGAAAAUAUUAAUCCGAUAUAUUUUUAUGUAAGUUUAAUUUUGUUGACAUUUUUGUACACGAACACCAUGAAAAGGAAGUGAAUUAAAGACCUGGUGAAAAUUC
Molecule: messenger RNA, 2273 nt
Organism: Tachysurus fulvidraco (yellow catfish)
Lineage: Eukaryota; Metazoa; Chordata; Actinopteri; Siluriformes; Bagridae
Product: zinc transporter 1-like
Exons: 2
Coding region: 14-1432 (472 amino acids)
Biological process (GO): zinc ion transmembrane transport; intracellular zinc ion homeostasis; detoxification of zinc ion
Cellular component (GO): endoplasmic reticulum; Golgi apparatus; membrane
Molecular function (GO): calcium channel inhibitor activity; zinc ion transmembrane transporter activity
Source: RefSeq, a predicted model, not a curated record